AUGUCCCAAGAUACGGGCCUUUGGAGCGUCCGUAGACCUAGAGAGACCCUUGGUGGUAUUAAUGCAAACAGCGCCAUUCCGCAGCCUGGUUCGACUAUGAAGCGAUCCAGCUCCAAUAUUGGCGGCAAUUACCCUGGCAGUCAUGUCCGUUCCAUGUCGGGAUCUAGGCAAUCCCUUGCCAUGCCGCGACCUAACCAGCCUCUGUUCCAACGCUCGUCAUCCGGAACUAAUCUUGCCGACCUUGGCCUUUCGUCGGUGAAGCGCUCUUCAUUUGCUCCUAAAGCCUCGGCCUUCACACCAAACCCAACAACACGAGCUUCUACUGAUGGCGAUCGACGCAGCAGCGUGUACCGACCUCGUCAAUCAACCGCUCCUCCAACGACUCACCAGAGUUUCUUUCAAACUACACCAGCCCCAGCUGGUGUACCCCGCGACCCGCGACCCCUGAAAGAUCGAUCUUUUCAAGCUCGUAUUGGACAAGAAAUAUUGGAAUACAUGGUUCAACACAACUUCGAAAUGGAGAUGAAGCAUGUUCUUUCGCAAAAUGUGCUCAAAUCGCCGACGCAGAAGGAUUUCAACUACAUGUUCCAGUGGCUCUAUCAUCGUAUAGACCCCAGCCAUAAGUUCCAGAAGAAUAUCGACCAGGAAGUGCCUCCCCUACUCAAACAAAUGCGAUACCCCUUCGAAAGAAGUAUCACAAAGAGUCAGAUUGCUGCCGUCGGAGGACAGAACUGGAGUACAUUCCUUGGCCUUCUUCACUGGAUGAUGCAACUGGCACAAAUGCUCGAUGGCUACGUAAACUGCCAAUACGAUGAGGCUUGUAUGGAGAGCGGCAUUGACGUUAGUGGCGACCGCAUCAUCUUUGACUUCCUCAGCAAUGGUUACCGGGAUUGGUUGGCUAUGGACGAAGAUAUGGGCGAUGAGGAGGCUGAACGCGUUUUGGCCCCUCAUGUUCAAUCCAUGGCAGCCGCCUUUGAGCGAUCAAACUCCAAAUACACAUCAGAACUCGAAAUGCUUGAAGCUGAAAACGCACGACUUCUCAAGGAAAUCGAGGAUUUGGAAAAGUCGACACCCGACCCUGCGGUUCUCGAUAACCACUUCAAGAUCAUGGAGGAGGAUAAGAUCAAGUUUGAAGAGUAUAAUGCCCUGGCGAUGCAAAGGUCCGAGAAGUACGAGAGCCGGUCUCAAGUCCUUCAAGAAGAGCUUGACAAACUCAUGGAAGAGCUUCAAGAGGCCGACGAGGAGCGACGAAGCCUACAAAAAGCUGUGGAUGCCCAAGGAAUCAGCAUGCAGGAUAUUGACCGCAUGACUGCAGAGCGGGAGCGACUGCAGCGCGGCAUUGAGUCGGCUGGCCAACGACUGGAGGAAGUAAAGAAGAAGGUGACGGAGCGAGAGACCGAGGCGAGCCGAAAACUAGAUGAAUUGGAGCAAAUGGUGGAUCGAUACAACACAAUGGCGUAUCAGAUUGCACUGAUCCCUUCGACGGCAGCCAACGCCAAGGGCAGGGAGUUUGAGCUCCAGGUCAUGGUGGCCGAUAGCUCGGAUUACACUUCUACCAACUUGAAGGGAUCAUCAGGCCCAUCAUCUGCAGAUCGUCUCCUUGUUGACGCCACCACUGGAUACCAAGCAGGUCAUAUUCUCAACUUGGACCUUCGGGGACAGAUCCGAAACAGCUUCCUAUCGCUGCGCAAGGAAAUCUCAGAUCGCCGAGCAACGGCAAUGGAAGAAAUGAUGAAGGAUCACGAUCUGCUUGAUGGCAUAAAGGAGGCCAUCGAGGACAGGCGCAGUGAAGUGGAGGCACUGAAUCACCGUGUUCGAGCAGCAGAAGAGGAGUAUGAAAGAACGAAAGAGGUGUCGACAGCACAGAAGAUGGCCUCUGACGCACAUAUUGAGAAGAUGGAGAAGGAACUGUCGCGUAUGCGGGCUGGCUUGUCUGAAAACGUGCAAAUUCUGGAGCAGCGUGAGAUCAACACAACAAUUGAAUACGAACAACUUGUGCUUCAGGCCAACGCUCUCCGAGAAGAGCUUCACACCGAGAUUGACAGAAUGCUCAACGAUGUCAUCAAGUUCAAAAUCCAUGUCCAAAAGAACCUUGACGACUACGAGGGCUUUGUAGCAGACGAACUCGAGAAGGAGCUCGGUAGUGACGAGAUGGGCGAGGAGACUCGACAGAUGGAUAUGUGA
Fusarium mangiferae is the source of this 2184-nucleotide messenger RNA. Its product is annotated as putative kinetochore protein NDC80. Gene Ontology annotation, cellular component: Ndc80 complex. Lineage: Eukaryota; Fungi; Ascomycota; Sordariomycetes; Hypocreales; Nectriaceae. The coding region runs from base 1 to 2184 and encodes 727 amino acids. The transcript has 3 exons. The record is from RefSeq and is a predicted model, not a curated record. Gene Ontology annotation, biological process: attachment of mitotic spindle microtubules to kinetochore.